This is a messenger RNA of Thermochaetoides thermophila DSM 1495, 906 nucleotides long. RefSeq lists its product as uncharacterized. Gene Ontology annotation, molecular function: small ribosomal subunit rRNA binding. The transcript is spliced from 5 exons. NCBI's taxonomy places the organism in Eukaryota, Fungi, Ascomycota, Sordariomycetes, Sordariales, Chaetomiaceae. Gene Ontology annotation, cellular component: nucleolus; small-subunit processome. Bases 1 to 906 code for a protein of 301 amino acids. The record is from RefSeq and is a predicted model, not a curated record.
AUGGGUAAACGCACGAAGCAGUACAGGAAGCUCAUGCGGCAGUUCCAGCUGCUGGGCUUCCGUGAACCCUAUCAGCUUCUCCUGACAAGCGAUGUUAUUCUUGACACCAUCAAACUCGAUCUGAUGCACCUGUUCGAGAAGACACUGUCCUGCAAGAACCUCAAGCCUAUGAUCACUCAGUGCUCUAUUCGAGCACUGUAUGCAAAAAAUGUUCCUCCUAAUAAGGACCCAGCCGUGGUGGCUGCCAUCGACCGGGCAAAGACCUUCGAGAGGCGCCGGUGUGGCCAUCUCAUGGAUCAAGACCCCCUUCCUGAGCGGGAGUGUGUGAUGUCCUGUGUCGACCCUAAGAGCAAGGGGGAGAACAAGUUUAGAUACAUUGUUGUCACACAGGACGAGUUUCUGAGGGGCAGGCUACGCUCAGUGGUGCCAACACCGCUGAUGUAUGUGCAUCGGAGUGUCAUGAUCCUCGAACCUAUGUCUGCAGCUACGCAGCAAGCAAGGGAUCAGCAAGAACGCGCCAAGUUAUUGGGAGGCAUCAUCAGAGGAAACAACAAAAGAAAGAGGGAGGAUGACUCCGAUGACGAGGGCUCAAAAGGUGAAGAGAGUGGUAACGAAGGCGAUAGGGCCAGUGCGAAUGGGGAGGAAGAGAAGCGGAAAAAGAAGAAGAAGAAACGGUAUGGCCCGAAGGGACCGAACCCAUUGGCAGUCAAAAAGCCCAAGAAGAAACAGCCGCCACCGCCAAAGAAGAAGGAUGAGCCCCCGCCGUCGCAGGCAUCAGGGGAGAAGAAGUCCAAGCGGAAGAGGCGCAAGAAGCAGAAAUCAGAAGGGGGCGGGAGUUCGGAGGGCGGUCAUGGCCAGCUGCAAGGGGAAACAGUGCAUGCAUCGGGUGACGGUGCUCAAGAUUGA